This is a messenger RNA of Monosiga brevicollis MX1, 5190 nucleotides long. RefSeq lists its product as uncharacterized. The transcript has 22 exons. Bases 1 to 5190 code for a protein of 1729 amino acids. Gene Ontology annotation, molecular function: phospholipid binding; protein binding. Gene Ontology annotation, cellular component: cell cortex. The record is from RefSeq and is a predicted model, not a curated record. Gene Ontology annotation, biological process: maintenance of protein location in cell cortex. NCBI's taxonomy places the organism in Eukaryota, Choanoflagellata, Craspedida, Salpingoecidae.
AUGGCGACCGCGGGAGAUACGAUGGCCUCGCCCACGGGGUCAACGACAAGCAGUGAGGGGGAAAACAACAUGACAGCAAGCAAAGGCCGUCUCUGUGUGGUGGACGUGGCACCCUUUCGGGCCUCGCACGUGAUCAAGGGCUCGGUCUAUGAUGAAUAUGGCGCCACCUUUAUCAAUCACGAGAUUGACGCCGAGUGCGGGCUGCGGGCCGGCGACCGCCUCAUGGCCAUCGACGGCUCGAGCGUUGUCGAUGCAGCAUAUGGAGAUGUUGGUAAACGCUUUGCCAAGGUCCGCCGCUAUGGUGGCCGUGUCAUUGUCCAACGUCUCCAGCCCGCCAGCUGGAACGCCAUCAAUCAGGAGGUGCGCCAGCGGCGUGACCGCCGCCGCCUUGAACAAGCUCAAAAGCACCAGGAUCGUCCCACCCGUCGCCCUACCCUCGCUGUUCAUAUGCGCCCUAUUCACAUGACCUCCUCCCGAGGUGGUCUUGUCGCGGGCACCAUCCUCUACGCCGACAUGACCGCUGCCGACGCACAAGCCCUGACGCGGCACUGUAGCUUUUGCCGUGCCUUUGGUGCCAUCGAGUAUGGCACCAGUUCAGCGGCCCGCAAAGCCGCAAAAGCUGCCGCGCAGGCUUCAAAAGCCUCUGCCGCACCGUCAACCUCAGAUGCCACCACCAGCCCCGCCUCUCAGCCCACAGCCACGCUGGUCAAACAUGACAUUGUCAUUGCUGCCGGGAGCUUCUCCCUCCUCGCCCAGCGUGACCCCCUCAACAAGUUUCAAAUGAUCUCUCAACAAGCGGUGGCUUCCUCCCGAAUGCGCCUUAUGGUCCUUCGCCCCACCAUCCCACUCCAGCACUCCCCCACCCACGCCCAACGCAAAAACGCUGCCGGGGCACCCAAAGUCGUGUUUAAGCGUGCCGUCGAGUCGCCUGCCGAACCCGGGUUUCAACGAGACGCUGCUCGCCGGGCCGAAGAGGAUGCCUCCACUCUCCGUCAGCUCGACGUCGUCCACCGUGAACUGCAGGAGCUAACCGUCCCUUGGUACAACGACGCAGAUCGUAUGCCACGCCUGCACCUCCUAGACGGUUCCCGCACCCCCUCGCCGCUCAUGAGCCUGCAAGCGUCGCCUAGUGCGGCCGGGGCUUCCCAGGCCGAUGGACGGCUGGCCGGCACUGCUAUCCUCGGUGCAACAGGAGUGGUGCGCCAAGAUCUCUCUCUGCGCUGGACCGUGGACAAGUCUCGCACCACUCGCCACAACGUGACCCUGCCCCCGGAUGGAGGCAUGGCGCUCGCUCAGUUGAUUCAGCACCCAGACAGCCGUAUCCAGGCCCGUGUGGUCAUUCACUCCGUUUGGGACCCCGCACUCCGUGAGGCCGGUUUGCAGCCAGGCUUGGCUCUUGUGGCUGUCAACGGAGACGAUGUGUCGGGUUUCUCGGUUCACGACCUCUUUGACCUGCUGCUGAGCGUGCACACCAAGUUUGGGCUCGAAGUGCAGCUCGACGUCUGCAAGGUACCCGAAGUACUGGCCCAGGUCUGGUCCCCUGAAAGCCCACGAUGCUACGGCAUGCUGGUGGACGGUCUUGACCAGGCCCAUCACGAACUCGAGGUGGAGGCUUUCCUUUCAGAAACUGGACCGGCCCUGAUCGCCUCCAUUGGACAUCGCCACCCCCUCACCAACCGAAUCCAGCUGGGCGAGCAAUUGCAUGCCAUUAAUGACAUGGACCUGAGUAGCUGCACCUAUGGUCAGGUACAAGCCAUGCUCAAGGAUGUGCUGGCAGAUAGCCAAUUCAUGACGGUGGUGGUUGGCCCAGCCCCUGUGGCACUUCAGCACGAGCUACUGAGUACCCGUACGGUCACGGUGCCGCGAGCGCUGAAUGGCAGAGCCGGCUUUUUCUUGCUGGGCCCCAAUGACUUUCCCACCACCGAGGCUCAAACUGUGGGCUCGUACGUGGUGGAGGUGACCCCGAGCAUUGCCAGCAAGCUCUUUGUGGGUGAUCGCAUCAUGCAGGUCAACGGUAUAUUGGCAGCCGUGCAGCCAUGCAAAACAGUGCGUGAUAUGAUCCGCGCCGCCCCCGGACUGGAGCUUGAGCUGACAGUCCGACAUGAUGCCGUGGGCAUGGCGAUGCUUCUUGAAGAACUACGCACCAACAACCGCGUUGAGAACAGCAGCUUGGUGCACAGCGAUUCGACCAUACACACACUGCUCAACCAGCGCCCAAGUCUUCCUACCAAGCGCUAUCAAUGGCCAAAAAAGGAGAGAGUGGAGGUCGAUCAACUCCAGCGCCCAGCGCAGAGCCUGGCUGGCUGCUGGCUUGUCAGUGGCGGAUCUGGGGUCUGGGUGCUUCCCCCUUUGCGCAACCCUGCCAUGGAGGCCCUCGAUCUGGACGCUAUCCCCAACAGUGCAACGUCCGAUUCCGCUGCAGUCGGCACCAGAACACCCGAUACCACCGAUACCAGAGACCGCCCCUGGUCCCCGCCCCUUCAGCCCACACUGGUUCGACCAGCAGCCGCCCCAACCCGAGUCAUCAAUCUAACCCCAGCUUCAGAUGCCGCGUCACCCCAACCGGGCAAAGAUGCCACCUUGGCCUCCAAAACACGAGCGCAGCUGUCCGCAGAUCGCCAGCGAACGGAGCGCAUGUUACUCGCUGGCUCACAAGGAGACGAGUUUGUGGAAACAAUGAAUACUUUGCAACGUGCAGCCAAUCUACAGGAUCAGCGCCGCCAAGCAGCUCAACACACACAUGUUGCGAAUACCUCUGACUUCACGUUGGGAAGUGCCAUACUUGGCCAAGGCGAAUCCAACGUGCCCCGAGCCACUGUCGUCACCAACACCAUCCAUCCUGGCAACCGAAGCUCUGGCGCCGAACCUACGGAAUCCUUACCUUCCAGCGCUGCUCCUGGAGCCCUCAUAUCCUCCCCUACCAGCUCGGCGAUACAGGUGCACCACCGCGUGCUCGAGGACAGCAGCGAUGACGAGGCAGAAGAAGUGCCUUCUUCCAACGGCCCAACGUUUCCCUCAACUCAAGAGUCAGCGUCAGCACCACGCAAGAGCAGAGCACCUGAUGAGACGGCUCGCCGCAAACGUGCCGAGGGCGGCACUCGCAAAAUCGUUCCAGUAUCAUUCGAGGUUCUCACCAAGGAUCACUUGGACCAGCGCGUUCUAGUUGACGGGUAUGGAUCCGGGGUCUUGCGCUUUGUCGGCCGCACACCAUUUGACAACGGCAAAGGCUUGUGGCUUGGCGUCGAACUUGAUGGGGCCACCGGCACUAAUGACGGCAGUCUACUCGCUCCACGGCGCGUUGCAGUGGCAUCAGCCAACCCCGAGUCUGUACACGAGAAGCUGCCUGACCCAGCUCGACCAGAACCGAAAGCACCAUCCACUUCUGAAGACGACGGCCUGGCACUGGUCCAGGCACAACUCUUGGCGGCGCUCGAGGCGCAGCAGGGCAACACGGCGACAGCAGAGGAGGAACAACUGUCAGAUUCGAGUCAACAACAAGCUGACACGAAUGAGGACAAUGACGUAUUUACCGAUGAAACUGCUUCGGUGCCACCGACUGCCGACAACGCCGCCCCCUCGUUGGGAUUGCUUGAUGUGGGCCUGUUGACCAGAGCCCUAGCUCAGCUGGGCAUUUUACCCACCACGACACCUACGCCCCCGAAACCACAGAUGACGGCAUUACACAAGGCAGCCUUUCAUGGUCAGACGGCUCGCAUCAAGCGUAUUCUCGAGCACCAGCAGGUGGACGUGGAUGCCAUUGAUCAGCAUGGCCGCCGACUGCCUCUGCACUGGGCAACACAGAACGAGGACCCCGAGAUUUUGUCUGUAUUGCUCAAGAAAUGCCCACGCCUUAACAUCAACGCGUGUGACAAGGCCCAAAUGACGCCUGUGAUGUGGGCUUGCUAUCAUGGUCGGCCUCGCAAUGUGCGACGGCUGCUCAAAUACGGGGCAGAAUUGGACGAAAAGGACAUUGAUGGCAAGACAGCUAUGCACUGGUGCAUCCACGACGACGACGUCACUUGCCUCAAGCUCUUGCUGACUGUGGAUGCCACCUUUUUCCGUGACAGCUUUGGAAAAACGCUCAUGCAUGUGGCAGCUGAAAAGAAUAGCUCGGCCGCCAUCCGCCUUAUCGCCGCUGCGCGGGCUGACGCCAUUCAUGACGAGGACAAGAAUGGCCGCACCCCCUUACACUGGGCAGCGGCCAGUGGUUGUGCGAAUGCGGUGCAAGAAUUGCUGCGGCGUGGCGCCAACCCACAAGUCACUGACCGACGUGGGGCAAGCCCACGCGACUACGUACAGGCAAAACGCCUAACUUGGCGCCUGACCGCAGAGCAAGAGGAGAGCAUGGACAAGUGCAAUCGUUUACUUUCGCGGCAGGCGGUCUCUUUGGAUGAUGACGCGAGUCGUGUGAUUGCCAACACCAACGUUUUGCCCUGGGAUUCCAAUACAUCAAUGGAUGAUACAAUAUCCAUGACUUCGACGGUGCUGCAACGUGGACUGGAACAGCAUCUGGGGUCGUCUGAGGCAGCAGCAAUGCAAAUGCCUCCUCUUGUUCGUCCAUCAUCUGCCUUACCUGGGAGUGAAAGCCGUCCACUAGAGUCCCUCAAUCAACUCGAGCACGGCAUGUGGCUGGCCAAGUAUAGCAAAGGCGGCUUGGGAUCUGCACGACGCAAAUUUUUUUGGCUCAAAUCUGCUACGGGCGAGAUGUUUUGGUGUGAUGAUCCGAACCAGCGCGAAGUACGGUUUUGUCAGGCCCGUGUAAAGAGCGUGCAGCCAGGCCACGACGUCCUAGCCCAGCGCAGCGACUUUGCUGCCAAUCGGUCGGCCUAUGCCAACAGCUUUAUCGUUGAAACAGAUGUCAAAAGCUUGUGUUUGGUGGCUGACUCGGCAGCUGAGCAAGCACUAUGGCUGCGUGCCCUGCAUCUGCUGGCCGAUCGCCCCGCACCGGCGCAUCAAGAGGAUUCUGUGUCUGCUCAGUCACCCUCUGCUUCGCCCAAGGAAGAGUCGGAAAGCCACGUGGGCCCAGCUCCGGGCCAGGUGCUUGUGCGCAAGCUCACCCUGAACUCGGCAACAACUCGGCAUGGCGACAGUAGCUCCACGGAUCCCGACCCCACAGCUGCUAUUGCUCUAGACGAUGCCGAUGGCACUAGCACCGGCCCAGUCUGGGCUCGCCGGGUGGCCCCACAGUAA